UGUUCGUCUUUACUUUUUCUCUCACACGCAAAAAAUGGCUGUGGGUGUUUUUAACCGGUUAUAAACGAGAAUACACACGUCUUAACGCGGCAAACUCCUUUAUAAGGCGUGAAAUAGCAAGCUAGUUAACCGUUAGGCUACAAUGGGGAAAGCUAAUCCCCCCCAACACCCCCCUUAGUUUGUCAGUUGCUACGGUUACCAUAUACGGCUACAUUCACGUCAAGGUAACGCAGUUAACAGGUAUCCUGGUUAACAAACGAGUUAAAGUUUAAAAGGAGUUGAAAAAGGAUACAACAAUGCCCAUGAGUAACACUAAAGAAGACCGUUUACUGGACAACCUGCUUGAAGAUGAAGCUGAAAGAGAGAGUCUUCUUGCCAAACCCACCUGCUUCAUCAUAGUUGGAAGACCGGGUGUUGGUAAAUCCACCUUGGCCAAAAAAAUUGCAGAGUCCUGGAAGUGCAUCUUAAUUGAUGAUACAGAUCUGCUCAGCACACACAUUAGAAAUAAAACAAAGCAAGGCAUAGAGCUCUUGAAUAUCUUAUCGGAGGGGAAAAGUGUACCAGAAGACAUGGUGCUCCAGCUGAUUCUUGCCAGGCUUAACUCACCAGAUGUUGAACACUAUGGUUAUGUGCUGAGCUGCCUACCAUUCAUGUCAGAAGAGAGUCUGAAGAUUAAUGAGCAGCUUGAGCUCAUCAAGAACCUCAAACAAACACCUGAUUUCAUCAUCAACAUAAAGUGUGCAGACAAGGACCUGGUCCACAGGCUGUCAGGUCUGAAGCAGCACCCAAAGACAGGGCACCUAUACAACAGCGAUCAGUGGAAGCGUGAGGAGGUGUUCAACAAAAAGACAGAGAGCAAGGAUGAGGAAGUGGAGGAUGAGGAGGAACAGACUGGGGGAGAGGAACUCCAAAAGGAUAUUAUUGACCAGAUGGUGUGGACGCCAGAGAAUUUGGCCAGAAAUGCUUUUCACAGAAUCAAUAUGUACAAAGAUACCAUGCUCAGACCGCUGGAGGACUACAUGACAGGUCACAACCCUCUCUACCUGUUGGAACUGGAUGGAAAUGACACACCUGAAGAGCUGCACUCGUCUGUACUGUCCCGCCUUGGAUCCAUGGCAAUAAAGCGCCCCUCCGUUCCAGUCCUCCUGCACCAGACUGAUGAUGAAGAAAUGCCAGAGGACAUUGACACGGAAGACCUAGUGAGAAUUAUGUCCUCCACCAGGACAGUGGCCCCUGGCUUUGGAUGGAGAAGGAGUCGGUGGGGCCGAACUUGUCCCGUUGCUCUGAGGGACGGCAAGGUCAAUCCUGGCAAGCCUCAAUUUUGUGUGGGCUUCCAGGACAAACUGUACAUCCUGUCAUCUCAGGAGGCCUACCAGAAGUUUAUCACAAACCCCCGAUGGUACUUACUUCCUCCAAUGCCCAGGCCCCCGUGCAGAGUUUCCAUUAUUGGACCUCCACAGACAGGGAAGAGCACUCUAUGCAGGCUUCUAGCUCAGCACUACAAUGCUGAGGUGCUUGAUAUGGAGGUUUUGGUGAAGCCGGUUCUGGCCAAAUCUGAGCAGGAAAGGCUUGCCAAAAUUAAAAAGGAGACGACACAGGUCACUAUAAAGAAAAUUAAGAUGAAGAUGGAGCAGGAUUCGGUGACAGAAGAUCACCCAGAGGUACAAGGCAUGGUGCUCACUGCACUGGAAAAAGCAAAACAUAUGAGCAACCCCAUCAGCCUGUAUGCUGAUGCACUGGAGAAGCGUAUAAAAGAGAUUGAAGCGACUUACACUGGUGCAGAUAUCCGGACCGGCUGGGUGCUUGACAACUUUCCCAAGAACCUUUCCCACAUGGAUGCCUUGCAGAAAGCUGGAAUCCUGCCAGACAUCGUCUUCUGUCUGAGAGACAGUGAUGGCAGUCAGGUUUUGAAGAGAUUAUAUGAGACGAACAAGGAGAGCGUGGACAAAGCCGUAAGGAAGAGGUUGCAGGAUGAACAAUAUGAGAAGGAGAAACAGGCCUUAAACCGGAAAGAAAAAGAAUCAGAGGUAGAGGCCAAGCCUGCGGAGCUGCAAACAAAUCUAGAGACAGUUGCUGAGGAGACUGAAGAUAUGGCACUACCUGAUCAGUGGGAGUUGGGUUAUCCAAAUGGCCCGGAGAUGAAUGACUAUAAAGUACAACUGCAACAGUUUGCGUCCGAAUGGGGCAAAAUGCAGUCUGCGCUAACUGUCACCCACACAGUACUGGAGAUUGGGGACAAAAACCCUAGGGACCUGCUCCAAGUGAUGGUCCAUGAGAUGGAGAAGCCCUUCGAGUAUGUGUCCUGGGAACUGUCAUCAAUGGACCUGGAAAAGGAGACAGAGGAUUUUGAGGCCUUAGCUGAGCUGGAAAAAGCUGAGGAAGGCAGCAGUGACAAUGACGCAGCCGAGGAGGAGGAGGAAGAGGACAUAACAGCCAAGAGAUUGUUAGGUGAUACCCAGCAUUUCUGCCCUGUGGCCUUGAAAAACAACAACGUUCUGUGGCCCUGUACGGACGAAAUUGCAGCCAAGUACCGUGAGAAGACCUUUUAUUUCUCCAGCCUUGAAGCCCGGGACUCCUUUGUUCAAAGCCCUGCACAAUUUGUUGCACAGACUGAGCUUCUCAAGCCUCCUGCCCUGCGAAUCCUUUUGCUCGGCACGCGGGGGUCAGGUAAGACUACUCAUGGAGAGUGGCUCGCCCAGCAGCUUGGCAUCUUCCAUAUUCAGUUCAAGGAGCAACUCCAAAUGCUGAUCAUGGCCAAGACAAAGAAGCGGGUACUGUGUGCUGAUGAGGUAGAGUCUUCAGAGGAGUCUCCUGAGGACUUGGAGGCCUUGAUAGAGGAAGCCAGGGGGGAGAACGAGAAGGAGACGGACGAUACCUCUGCCAACAUGAAUGACAUGGAGGAAGUGGUCCUGACUGAUGAGGAAAAGGCCAUCAAAGCCUACCUGUCCGAUGGAGAUCCACUGAGCCCACAGAUACUGGAUAUGCUCAUCGCACCAUACUGGAAACAGGAACCAUACAUGUCUACAGGUUUUAUUUUGGAGGGCUUCCCUCACAAUCCAGAUGACGUGCAGUACCUGUUGCAGCGACAGCUUUUCCCUGACAUUGUGGUAAUCAUGGCGGUGGAUGUCACAGAUGUUCAGAAGCGUCUGUUGCCGGCAUACCUGGAAAGUUGGCGUGAACGUCACAACCGUCGUGAAGCGCAGCUGAACCUCCUUCAUGAUCUACGUAAGAAGAGGCGGGAGGAGAACAUUGCCAGGAGAAGGACUGAACUCACACAGGAGGCCAAAGCAAAGCUUAGGCAUCAUGAGGAUGAAGAGGGCGAUGAAGACGAUGAAGCUGCAGGAAACAUAGAGGAUGAGAUAGAGGCCAUGCUGGAGGAAGAGUUUCCUUCAGAAGAGGAUAAUGAAGACAUGGAGGACAUGGAGACUGAGGAGGCAGCAUCUGAGCGACUGGAAAUGGAGAUAGCAGAGCGAUAUGAGACAGAUAAAAACAGCCUCGUUACUGUAACGGAGCUCCUGAGUGAACAAAACAUAUGUAAAGUGUUAAUCAGUGCAUCUCGCAAGCUCCGUAUUGUGCAGAAUCAACUGCUCCAGAAAAUCAAGCCCCUGCUGACCAACAGGGAGUCACUCUUCCAAAGAUGUCAACCCAUCUCAUACAGGCUGGCACAUAAACUGCUGCUUUCCUCUUAUAAGCUCCACAGUGCCUUCGGUUGCUGGGACCCCAUAAAGCAAUACAAAGAGGCAGACUUGAUCCAGCCUCUGCAGUGGCCUCUCAACACCACAUAUCCCCUGAUCUUCCAUCAGUACAUCUAUUUCUUUGCAUCUAAGGAGAACCGCAACACAUUUAUGCUGAACCCCUUGAGGUACCUGAGGCAGCCAAGUCCCACCCCGUCCCUUCCAGUCAAAAUGGCUAUUGUUGGACCACCCAAAUCUGGAAAAACCACUGUGGCACAGAUGUUUGCUCAGAAAUAUGGCUUGGCCUGUCUGUCUAUCGGUGGUGUUAUGCGUAUGGUGCUUAACAAUCGUGAGCACACUGAUCUGGCUGUCCAGAUGAGAAAGCAUCUCUCCCAAGGACUCGUUGUACCCGAUGAACUGGCUAUUCAGUGUUUGGAGGUAGCACUCAUGAGCUCAGUUUGCAGCACUCUAGGGUACGUGUUGGAUGGCUUUCCAAAGACACUUCAGCAGGCAAAGCUGAUGGGGUCUCGGGGCAUCAUCCCCAUGAUAGUAGUUGAGCUGGAGCUGGACACAGUUGAGGUGCUGAGGAGAGGUCUUGUGGACAAGAUGAAGCCCGACAAACCUCACCUGAUGCACGACAGCUCCGAGAUCUUCCACAUCCGUAACUCCUGUUACAAGAAGGAAACAGAGCCUAUGAGGCAACACUUCCAACAACAAUAUCAGAACUGGAUCCUGCUCAGUGGCUUAAAGAGCAAAUGGUGGAUCUGGAGCAGCAUUUUAAAUGAAAUCAGCAUCAGCAUGAAAUACAUCCACAGCUACCUGGAGAGGACACAGAGCAAGCAAGCAGCCUGCAUCCACAAACUGUGCAUCACACCUAAGGAGCUGCAGUGUCGGCUUGGAGAGUUUGAUCAGUACUGCCCCGUCUGCCUGGCUCUACAUCAGCACCUGGUGGACUGCUCAGAAACUGCAGCCUUAACUCAUGCAGCUGAGUACUCGGGGUGUUAUUACAAGAUGUGUGGCAAAGACCAUUUAGAGCGGUUCCUGACCACUCCAGAUCAGUUUGUACCUCCCAGCUGCCCACACACUGUCCCACAACCCCACCUGCUGCCAAGAAAGCUAACUGAGACUCAGGUGAAGAACAGGUUCCCACAGCAAGUUGAGAUGAAGGGCUUCUGCCCUGUUACAUAUCUGGAUGGAAAGCAAAGGUACGAAGCGCUGGUUCGAGGAAAGAUGGAAUAUGCUGUUGAAUACAGAGAACAGAUCUACAUUUUUGAGACAAAGCAGAAACAGGACAAGUUUUUGAGGAUUCCUGAAACCUACUGGGACCAAAAGCUUCCUAGCAAAGUUCCUCCUCUUUGUGAACCAGUACCUCUGACCUCUCUUCCAACGCUGGGCUACCUGGAACAGGGGGUGGCUGUGUCAGUCAUCAAGGCCAUGACAGCUGUUGGGUGUCUCAAACCAAAGUAUCCCUUCCUCAGUAUACAGAGAUCGUCACUCCUCUAUGUCGCCUUCUAUCUGAAAGCUUUCAACCACAAGAGCACAGACUACAGCCGCCAGAAGUACAAAAAGAAGCUGGCCUUGUUUGAAGAGAACUGUGCGCUCAUUCCCUACCUGAGCUCAACGAUGAGAGGGAACUACAGGCCUCCCUGUGAACGUCCCAUUGACUUUGAGUUCAAGCUGAACAGGUUCCUGGCCUUGGGAGACUUGCCAGGUGCAAACAGUGUGCUGUAGCUGUGACUGCUUUGAAAGGUUGUCCACUGUCUGUGAUUUCAUAAUGUGUAAAGAACCAUGUGACAGCAAAGACAUCUGAAAGCUGCUGUAAAAGUUUAUUUUAACAAGACCCUCAUGUAAUAAAGUAUUCUUUACUGUCAUGACUGUGAAAAUUGUUUUGCUUGGAAAAAAAUUACUGGGAGCUUUUAAUACAGUGUCUAGAUCUUUUGAUUCUUGCCUUGGU
This is a messenger RNA of Plectropomus leopardus (leopard coralgrouper), 5628 nucleotides long. Lineage: Eukaryota; Metazoa; Chordata; Actinopteri; Perciformes; Serranidae. The record is from RefSeq and is a predicted model, not a curated record.